CUCCAAGCGGCGGCCUAGCCUAACCCCCCAGAAAAACCCUACUCCCAGUCUCCCCCGCCUCGCCUAUGGACGCCGGCGGCCACCUCCGUCCGGGCUCCUACCUGGGGGACGUCUCCGCGCUCUCCUUCCUCCCCUCCUCCCCCCGCCCCAUCCUCCUCGCCGGGACCGGAUCGGAGCUGCUUGUGUACGAUGUGGGCGCCGCCAGGCUCGUCGCUUCGUUCCAAGUGUUCGACGGAGUGCGCGUCCACGGCAUCGAGCCCCGGGCAGGAGGCCCCGAUUGUUCCAACUACUCGCUCGCAGUGUUCGGUGAGAGGAGGGUGAAGCUUUUCUUGCUCGGGGUCGGCGACGAUGCAGGGGACGGCGAAGUGCGGCUGGAGCUGGAGCAGAGGCUCCCGGGGUUCGAUCACUGGGUGCUCGACGCUCGUUUCCUGGAGGUGGAUGGGUUGCUUGCGAUUGGUCUGAGUGACAAUUCAGUUGCGCUGUGGGAUUUGAGCGAGCACGUGUUGGUUACCCGAGUCAAAUCUCCAGAGAAAUGUCUUUUGUAUUCAAUGAGAAUGUGGGGAGACUCUGUUAGAGAACUUCUUGUGGCAUCCGGAACCAUUUUAAAUGAGAUUCUUAUAUGGAAAUUGGCACCCCAAAUACUGGGCCCAUCCUUGUUAUGGUGGUUUGAAGGGGAUACUCCCGGCGGAAAUAACUAUGAAAAUGUACAUCCUAGUGAUGAGCAGUACAUGGCAGUUCAUCUUGGAAGGCUGAAGGAGCAUGAAGGUUCAAUAUUUCGAAUAGCCUGGUCCCCUGAUGGAUCAAAGUUCAUGUCUGUUUCUGAUGACCGUAGUGCUCGCAUAUGGAUGUUGAGUUUCCAGUCACAAGGUUCUGUCAAUCAGGCUGCCAGACAAGAUGAUGUCGAUAUUAUACCAGAACUCACACUUUUUGGGCACAGUGCUAGGAUAUGGGAUUGCUAUAUUUCUGAUUCUAUAGUUAUAACUGCUGGUGAGGAUUGUACUUGUUGCAUUUGGGGCAUGGAUGGAAAGCUAAUCAAGAUGUUCAGAGAACACAUUGGUCGGGGAAUAUGGCGAUGUUUAUAUGACCCAAGAUCACUACUUCUGAUCACUGCUGGGUUUGAUUCAUCAAUAAAAGUGCACCAUCUAUGUAACUCCUCUUUCCAUGACAUAGGGGAAGACAAAGUGGUCUCUGAUGGUCUGAACUAUGAUUCUGAGGUCUUUGUAGUAUCUUCUCCUACAGUGGCAGGGCAGUAUGGUCCCCUGGAUAGCAAAAGCGAGUAUGUCCGGUAUCUACACUUUGCAGAAGAAAAUGUUCUUUAUGUUGCCACAAAUAAUGGAUAUCUGCAUCAUGCAGAGCUCUCUAGUGUAGAAGAUGUAAGAUGGACGGAGAUUAUUCAAGCCGUUGAGAAAACACCAAUUAUCUGUAUGGAUGUCAUGACGAUGUAUUCAGACUUUUCUUUGAAUCGGGAGGAUAUAGUUGCCCUUGGAGACGGUCGGGGAAAUGUUACUAUUGUCCGUUUAACCAGUGGCAACAUCGAACCUAAAGUAGAUCUAUCUUUUACCUGGUCAGCAGAAAAAGAUAGACAACUACUAGGAGUAUACUGGUGCAAGUCACUUGGAUGUAGCUACAUUUUCACAGCUGAUCCUAGGGGCGUGCUUAAAUUAUGGAACAUAAGGGACUCCCUGUUCUCAAUCACGAAUGAUAUCAAUGCAUCUCAGAUGGUUCUACUUGUAGCAGUGUUUGAGUCUUCCUUUGGAGCUCGAAUCAUGUGUUUAGAUGCAUCACCUCUAGAGGAGAUCCUCAUAGCUGGUGAUAAAAAGGGUAACAUCACAGGCUUUCCCUUCCCUAAAAUAUUGACAGAGCAUGGAAGCAUUGUGACACAACAGAAGAUACCUCUACGAGAUUGUUUUAAAGGAGCUCAUGGCAUUUCUAGUGUCACAAGUGUUCAUAUAAAAAACUCAACUUCUGAUCAUAUUGAAAUUCACACUACUGGGGGAGACGGCUGCAUUUGCUUCUUCAAGUAUGGCAGAAAUGUACAAAAGAUUGAAUUUUUUGGAAUGAGACAAGUAAAAGAAUUGGGUACCAUACAAUCCAUCUACAGUAAUCUUGCAUCUGAGAACCAAUUGCGUAGUACCUAUGCAAUAGGUUUUACCUCUGCAGAUUUUAUCAUUUGGGACCUUGAAAAUGAAACGAAGAUGGUUCAAAUAUCCUGUGGAGGAUGGCGGCGGCCUUAUUCUUAUUAUCUUGGGACAGUCCCCGAGUAUCAAAACUGUUUUGCCUUUGUAAAGGACCAUAGUAUUCACAUUCGCAGGCACUGGGCACCAACUCAAGAUAAGAAGUUGCUCCCUCAAGUUCUCCAUCUGCAGUUUCAUGGAAGAGAAGUGCAUUCGUUAUGCUUCAUAGAUGCAAGCUAUUCAAAUCUUGAGAAUAGCUCGGAUAUGUGGAUUGCAACUGGAUGUGAAGAUGGAACCGUGCGCCUUACAGGUUACUCAAGUGGUAGCUCUGGAAGAUGGCAUUCCUCCAAGUUGCUCGGGGAGCAUGUUGGGGGGUCAGCCGUGAGAGCUACAUGUUUCAUCCCGAAGGCCUACACGUCAAUAGAUAAAUCGUGUAACUACGAUUCUAAUGGCAUUUCCGAUGACGUUGUGGUCAAAAACAAAGACAGCACUUCCUUACUCAUAUCCGUGGGAUCAAAGCAAGUCCUGACUACUUGGAUUUUGCAACCUAGGAUUGCCGACAACAGACAAAUGUGUUUGAGUGGCUUAGAUGUAGAUUCCAAGCAAAGCUCGGAAAAUGGUGAUUCAGCCAUGUCAUUUCAAUGGCUAUCUACCCACAUGCCGCCAAAGCUUCCAAGGAACGGGCUGAAAGCUGGCCAUGCAAAACAGAACUUUGAGGGAGGAGAUUCCUCUGUUGCACAAUCCAAUCUGGUUAUUAUGGAUCAGAUGGAAAAUGACUGGCGAUACCUUUCUGUUACAGCAUUUCUUUUGAAGCACCUGGCUACCAAGCUAGCAGUAUGCUUUGUCGUUGUUGCUUGCGCUGAUGCAACACUUGUGCUCCGUGCUCUCCUGUUGCCCUCUCGGUUGUGGUUUGAUGUUGCCAUGUUGGGUCCACAGGCAUCACCAGUUCUGGUGCUACGGCAUAUUAUUGUCAAUGCUAGCCACUAUAAAGAUAAGGCUAGAGAUAGAUACAUUAUUGUGAGUGGAUCUACAGAUGGUAACAUUACUUUCUGGAACCUAACAGAGACCAUUCAUGGUUUCAUGCAACUAGUAUCAGAGGCACAGCCACACAUGGUUAUUGAUUGCCAAAAGCGUCCCAGGACUGGAAGAGGGAGUCAAGGGGGUCGUCGUCGAUGGAGAUCUCUGGCAGGCCAUUCUUUGAAGAAGAGCAAUGAAGAGACGUUGCUCCCUGAUGGGAGCAACCUGAGCACCCCAUGUGCUGCUGAAAAUUUGACUAAAACUUCUGGUGCGGAAGAAAGUGCCACAAAUGCUCAAAACAUAAUGCUUGAAGAAAGUGAUGGUGCAAAUACUCCAAACAUAAUGCCUUCAAGUAUUCAAUCAUGUGAUAUACCCGAACUGGGACCAAUGCACAUAUUCAACGGCGUUCACCAGUCAGGUGUUAAUUGCCUCCAUGUGUCAUACUCAACACCUGAUGACUCAUACCACGUCAUAAGUGGCGGGGAUGAUCAAGCUGUUCAAUGCUUUAGUUUCACAGUAGGAUCUAUGGAGGUUUGCUCAACAAACACAACAAUGCUAAAAUCGCAUGACAAUGACACAAUUAACAUUGUACAUCAGCAUAAGGUUCCAUCCGCUCAUAGUGUAGCGGUUAAAGGAAUAUGGACGGACGGUACCUGGGCUUUCUCAACUGGCCUUGAUCAAAGAGUAAGAUGCUGGAAGAUGGGAUCAUCCGGCAAAUUCGCAGAAUACUCCCAUGCUAUCAUUAGCGUGCCUGAGCCUGAAACUCUAGAUGUUUUCCAUGACCGGGCAAAGAGGAAAUACCAGAUAGCUGUUGCUGGAAGGGGAAUACAGAUGGUUGAGUUCUCGCCACCUGAAGACAAUUGACAAAGAUGGCGCGAUUGUAUGGAAGUUACAUGGAUGUGGUGGUAGCUGCGUUGUGAGACCAAUUUGGUUUGAACUUUUGCUGGCAAGGCCUACAACGAAUCGAGAAAUCAAUACCAGAAUGAUUUAACACGGCGGGUUGAGCGGAAGGCGGUUGGUGCAACCCUGUGGGGCUGCACGUGUUCCCUGAUUUUGGGUUUCUCUAUUCUCUUGUAUCAGUAAUACGUAUAAUUUUAAUAGGAUAACAUCAUAGUCAUACUUCGAUUAAGAUUAUGAUAAAGGUUUGCUGAUACAAAAGUUUUAAUCCAUAUGAUUCAUUA
Messenger RNA from Phragmites australis (common reed), 4372 nucleotides. RefSeq lists its product as uncharacterized. Gene Ontology annotation, molecular function: protein binding. The transcript is spliced from 20 exons. NCBI's taxonomy places the organism in Eukaryota, Viridiplantae, Streptophyta, Magnoliopsida, Poales, Poaceae. Gene Ontology annotation, biological process: tRNA methylation. The record is from RefSeq and is a predicted model, not a curated record. Gene Ontology annotation, cellular component: cytoplasm. The coding region runs from base 66 to 4055 and encodes 1329 amino acids.